UGACUCUUUUCAGCAAGGAAUUCAGUCAUCAAUGAGCGGACAACUUUGGAACAGUCCUGCCGCAGUCACUCACUACAAGGAUUUCGUCUGAUAACGGGAGCUGGACUAAAACGUUAAAAUGUAUAGCGGAGUGAUUCUACUGAUGCUGGUCGUCGGGAUCUACACUGAUACUAUGGACCAAGGGCCAACAGCUGGCUGUACCUUUGACGAGGACUCCGACCCUGGGCUGUGUGAGUACAAGCAGGGACAGGAGGACGACUUUGACUGGCAGCUGAUGAGGACAUACAACUGGCCACACACCUCCCCAGACCUGCUGCGAGGCUCGUUCAUGAUGGUGAACUCGUCCCAGCAUGCCGCGGGGCAGCGGGCCCACCUCCUCCUCCAUUCGCUGAGUGAGAACGACACGCACUGCAUCCAGUUCAGCUACUUCCUGUACAGCCGCGACGGCCACUCCCCCGGGGAGCUGCAGCUCUACAUCCGGGUCAAUGGGGGGCCGUGGGGCAGUGCCGUCUGGAACGUCUCCGGGUCACAUGGACGCCAGUGGCACCAGGUGGAGCUAGCCGUCAGCACAUUCUGGCCCAGCGAAUACCAGGUGGUGUUUGAAGCAUCGGUCUCAGCAGAACGGCGAGGCUACAUCGCCAUUGACGACAUCCUGCUGCUCAAUUACCCCUGCUACAAGGUUCCCCACUUCUCUCGGCUGGGGGAUGUGGAGGUCAAUGCAGGGCAGAAUGCCACCUUCCAGUGUGUUGCCACGGGCAAAACUACAGAGACAGAACCCUUCCUACUGGAGCGUCGCAACGGUGUGGUUGUGGCGGCGUCCUCUAUCCAGCGUCUGAGCCACAAGCGUCUCAUGGCCACCUUCCAAGUGGAGGCUGAGAGAGGGGAGCAGGACCUGUAUCGCUGCAUCACAGAGUCCGCACGCGGAGCUGCCGUGUCCAACUUCGCCGAACUCAUUGUCAGAGUGCCCCCCACCCCCAUCGCUCCCCCCCAGCUGCUCCGGGCUGGCCCCACCUACCUGAUCAUUCAACUCAACACCAACUCCAUCGUGGGGGAUGGCCCUGUUAUCCGCCGUGAGAUCGAGUACCGGGCCAGCCAAUCGCCAUGGUCGGAGACACACGGUGUGGGCUCGCUCACGUAUAAGGUGUGGCAUCUGGAGCCGGACACAGAGUACCGUAUCAGUGUUUUACUGACCCGGCCAGGGGAGGGAGGCACAGGGGCGCCUGGACCUCCCCUGGUCAGCAGGACCAAGUGUGCAGAGCCCAUGCGUGCGUUGCGAGGCCUCACAGCCAUAGAGAUCCAGCCUCGUCAACUAGUCUUACAGUGGGAGCCUCUGGGCUACAACCUGACGCGCUGCCACACCUACUCCGUCUCUCUCUGCUACCGUUACUCCACACCUGCAGGGGGCAGUGCAGGGAACAAUGCCACAGUGAGGGAGUGUCUCUCUGUAGAGAGGAACCAAUCACACUUCACCCUGAGGGACCUGCCCCCGUUCCGCUCCGUCCACGUCCGGCUGGCGCUGGAAAAUCCAGAAGGCAAGAAAGAAGGCAGAGAGGUCACCUUUCAGACCGAGGAGGACAUUCCUGGUGGCAUCGUCCCAGAGUCGCUGACUUUCACCCCAUUAGACGAAAUGAUCUUUCUGAAGUGGGAGGAGCCUGUGGAGCCCAAUGGGGUCAUCACACAGUAUGAGAUCAGUUACCAGGGCAUCGAGUCAUCCGACCCGGGUAUCAACGUACCGGGCCCUCGCCGUACUGUCUCCAAGCUGAGGAACGAGACAUACCACAUGUUCUCUGGCCUACACCCCGGCACCACCUACCUGGUGUCUGUUAGAGCUCGCACCGCCAAGGGCUUCGGGCAGACCGCCCUCACUGAGAUCACCACCAACAUCUCCGCCCCAGUGUUUGACUAUGAGGAUGUCCCAGCCCCACUCAGUGAGUCAGAGAGUACCAUCACUGUGCUGCUGAGACCUGCACUGGGCAGAGGAGCACCAGUCAGUGCAUACCAGGUGGUGGUAGUAGAAGAGGACGGUUCUAGGCGGAUCAGGAGGAGGAGGAGAAGGAGGGAGCUGGGUAGCGGUUCAGACUGUUUCCCUGUGCCAGCGUCCCAGGUGGAGGCCCAGUCUAAGGGGACGCCUCACUACUACACAGCUGAGCUGCCCCCCUCCAGUCUCCCUGAGGCCACUCCGUUCACCGUAGGGGACAACCACACCUAUAACGGCUACUGGAACACUCCCCUGGACCCCUCCAAGAACUACCUAGUCUUCUUCCAGGCUAUAAGCAACUUCAGAGGGGAGACGAGAAUGAACUGCAUCCGGAUUGCACGUAAAGCUGCCUGUAAGGACCAUAAGAGGGCCAUGGAGGUGUCCCAACAUGCAGAGGACAUGGGUCUGAUCCUGGGGGCCUGUGCUGGUGGACUGGUGGUCCUCAUUCUGCUGCUGGGUGCCAUCGUCAUCAUCAUCAAGAAGGGAAGGGACUUCUAUUCUUACUCUUACUACUCCAGGAAGAAGGUAGCGCUGAACAAGGCAGCCAUGUCGUACCGUCAGGAGAAGACCAGGAAGCUAGGUUCUCUGGACUGCAGCAUGACAGAGCAGAGCACCCUGCAGCAGGAUGGGCGCACUGCUAACUCCUUCAUGGACGCCCACACCUGCAACCCACGGAACGAACAGAGGAGUUCAGUGAACGAGUCCAGCAGCCUGUUGGGUGGUUCCCCUCGACACCACUGUCGUAGGAAGAGCUCUCCGUACCACACGGGUCAGCUUCACCCCGCGGUCAGGGUGGCAGACCUCCUCCAACACAUCAACCAGAUGAAGACUGGGGAGGGAUACGGCUUCAAACAGGAGUAUGAGAGCUUCUUUGAUGGAUGGGAUGUCACCAAGAAGAAGGACAAGACUAAAGGGAGACAUGACAGUUUGCUGGGGCAUGAUCGUCAUCGAGUCAAGCUACACUCUCUCCUAGCAGACCCCAACUCUGACUAUGGCAAUGCCAACUACAUAGACUUGCUCCUUAAACUGAGACUCAGCCAUAUGAUCAGCUGUGGGAACCAAAGAUAUUGCAGAGUGACUUACGAUAUCCGGAUAAACAGGGAAGGGUACCAGCGAUCAAACCACUUCAUAGCCACCCAAGGUCCCAAGCAGGAGAUGAUCUAUGACUUCUGGAGGAUGGUGUGGCAGGAGAAUUGCUUCAGUAUUGUCAUGAUCACUAAACUGGUGGAGGUGGGCAGGAUGAAGUGCUGUAAGUAUUGGCCCGAGGACAGUGAACUCUAUGGAGACAUCAAGAUCACACUGCUGAAGACCGAAACACUGGCCGAGUACACCGUCCGCACCUUUGCUAUGGAGCGGAGGGGCUACCCAGCGAAACACGAGGUAUGUCAGUUCCACUUCACCUCCUGGCCAGAGCAUGGUGUUCCCUACCACGCCACAGGCCUGCUGGCCUUCCUACGCCGGGUCAAGGCCUCCACACCCCCCGAUGCUGGGCCCGUGGUCGUCCACUGCAGUAUGGGAGCAGGCAGAACAGGCUGCUACAUCGUACUGGACGUCAUGCUGGAUAUGGCAGAGUGUGAGGGAGUGGUUGACAUCUACAACUGUGUCAAGACCCUCUGCUCCAGACGCAUCAACAUGAUACAGACAGAGGAGCAGUAUGUGUUCAUCCAUGAUGCCAUUCUGGAGGCCUGUUUGUGUGGAGAGACAGCUAUACCUGUUCUUGAGUUUGCUCUGACCUAUAAGGAGAUGCUGAGGGUUGACUCACAGAGCAACACCUCCCAGCUACGAGAGGAGUUCCAGACGUUGAACUCUGUGACCCCUCACCUGGAUGUGGAGGAGUGCAGCGUAUCCCUGUUGCCGAGGAACCGCGAGAAGAACCGUAGCAUGGACGUCCUGCCCCCCGACCGCGCCCUGGCCUUCCUGGUCACCACUGAGGGCAUUGCCGAGGGCAACAACUACAUCAACGCCGCUCUCACUGACAGCUUCCACCGGCCCGCCGCCUUCGUGGUCACACCUCACCCGUUACCGGGAACCACGGCAGACUUCUGGAGGCUGGUCUAUGACUAUGGAUGUACCUCGGUGGUGAUGCUCAACCAGAUCAACCAGUCCAACUCUGCCUGGCCAUGUCUAAAGUACUGGCCAGAGCCUGGGCUGCAGCAGUUUGGACCAAUGACAGUGGAGCUCCUGUCUAUGACGGCUGAUGAUGACGUCAUCAUUCGUCUGUUCCGGGUUCAGAACAUCAUGCGGCUCCAGGAAGGUCAGCUGGUGGUUCGUCAUUUCCAGUUCCUGCGCUGGUCUCCAUACCGUGACGUCCCAGACUCUAGGAAGGCUUUCCUCAGCCUCCUGGCCCAGGUCCACAACUGGCAGAGGGAGUGUGGAGAGGGACGUACCAUCGUCCACUGUCUUAACGGUGGUGGUAGGAGCGGUACGUUCUGUGCUUGUACCAUGCUGCUAGAGAUGAUCCGUCAUCACAGCCUGGUGGAUGUCUUCUAUGCUGCCAAGACGCUACGCAACUCCAAACCCAACAUGGUGGAGACCAUGGAGCAGUACCGGUUCUGCUAUGACCUGGCCUUGGAGUACCUGGACGCCUUGGACUGCCUGAGUGAGAUAGAAGUGAGAUAGCACUGAUCCCAGAUCAGCUAAGGCUCAGGGUAGAUAGAGUGGAGUACCUGGACGCCUUGGACUGCCUGAGUGAGAUAGAAGUGAGAUAGCACUGAUCCCAGAUCAGCUCAGGCCCAGAAGAAAUGGAGUGGAGUCCUGGACCUAGCCUGGAUCUCAGCCUGGGUCCACAUUACCUGGGCUUCCCAGCCUGGUCCUAGCCUGAGUCCACAGCUUGGGCCUGGAUCUGGGCCUGAGUCCACACUGCUCUGCUUCUCUCUCUACACUUCUACAUCUAGCACAGAUUUAUCAGACCUUCUCAACCCUAGAAGGAGUGUAGGGAUAGAGGCCUGGGACUCAGUCCGCUGCCUGAGUCCGACCUGGUCCACACCACCCCGUCCUGGGUUUUCUCUUGGGUCUACAGCCUGGGUCUAGCCAAGUUCCUGCUCUGCUUCCCUCUCGUCUCUUCCCCCCCAGGUCUGGGUGAUCAGUGUAUCUGCUGCCAUAACGGACCUGGACAAAAAAACUAUGAGAGCGAAAGAGAGGGAGACCGAGAGAGAUGAUGGGACAUGCUUCUACCUUCUACCUGUCGUAUAAUGUACUCUUUUCCUUUCCCCUGCAUUCUUAUCCCAUCUGUAAGUUGCUCUUCUGUUCGGUGCCACAUACUAUCUGCCAAACACAAGGAAGAGGACAAGGAAAUGGGCAGGAUCGUCCUCUUCUCAUUGGACGUAUUUCUGGUCACCUGAGCACUGGUGGUAUACUCAAAGGUCUGCAACUUCCUGCCUUAUUUUAUUAUGUCAAUGACAACAAUAACAACAACAUCGAAAAACACAAAAGCUGAAGUAUAACAACAAGACAAUGAUGUCACAACUGCAGCAGAUAAAAUAUGUCAACUAUUAGGUGAUUUUGUGUGUUUGUUUUGUAAUACGUAUAAUGAUCUUGUAAAUGAUGCAAUGAUCUACUGUUGGUGAACAUCCGAUGUUGUUACUGUACACUGGUGUUUUCUCUGGUGAGGCUGAAGAAGAAGUUUACAAAGAAAAUGACACUGAAAUGAUGUUUGGUGCAUCGAUCCUAUGGUCCUACUGUACAGAAAGGACCUAUCUGGUUUAUUAUUUAUUGUAUGUGUAAAUAGAUUGUUUUCCAGAUGUUUCUAGAUGUUUGUUGUCUUAACUCUGUGCCAAUUCAUUCUAUUUUGUCUAUGAACAACAUGGUCUCAUUCGAAUAAUGUCAAAAUAGUGACGUUUAACCAUUGUAAUGGUAUGCCAUCCAAUUACUUUUAUGUCACUUCUGGUGACAUAUUACUCCAUAUUUGUAAUGAGAUAUGUCUGCUAUACAUUACAUUCUAGGUUUAUGUCACCCAAUUUGACAUAGUACUUAUGUAAUUUCUGGUGACAUAUUACUCCAUAUUUGUAAUGAGAUAUGUCUGCUAUAAAUGAGGACCACUUGAGCACCUGCAUGCCAGUCAGUUGUUAGUGUUUCCAUUGCAGUUUGUGACCCAGUCUGCUUCAGGGGACCGUCCCCACUGCUACCAGAGACUGGGGUUGCAAAAUUACAGUAGCUUUCCAAAAUCCACAGAUUUAUCCUGAAAUGAAAUAAGCAAGAAGGGAAUCUCCCAACUGCGACACUUAUGACUUGGAAUCUUACUACUGGGAUUUCAGGAAACCUGGGACGUUCAGGGAAGUUACCUAAUUUUGCAACCCUAUGCGAGAACCCCAGAGAUAGUAAUGUAACAAAAAAAAUGACAUGAUUUGUCUCUAGCUGUGGGAACAAACGUGAUCAGUUUGCCGAAAUUAGUUGCUUUUUGCAUUUGUAUUUAUUCAUUCAAUGUUUUAUUUUAUAAUUGUGUAUAAAUGAAAAUAAAUAAACUAUUAUGAUGUUGGUAAUA
Messenger RNA from Oncorhynchus gorbuscha (pink salmon), 6458 nucleotides. RefSeq names its product receptor-type tyrosine-protein phosphatase U-like. Gene Ontology annotation, molecular function: protein binding; protein tyrosine phosphatase activity. Gene Ontology annotation, biological process: protein dephosphorylation. Gene Ontology annotation, cellular component: membrane. NCBI's taxonomy places the organism in Eukaryota, Metazoa, Chordata, Actinopteri, Salmoniformes, Salmonidae. The record is from RefSeq and is a predicted model, not a curated record.